UUUUCCGAUGAGCGCGACCCUCCACUUGGCUCGAGUGCGCGUGCGUAGUGUAGACGCUCUGUCUGGAACAUGGCGGCGCGGUCGCUGUGGGCGGUGCAGCGGCUGCAGCGCCUCCUGGCCUCGGGGACCGUGUCAGAGAGCAGGGGAUGGCUACACCCAUUCAGCACUGCUACCCAAAGAACUGCUGGGGAAGACUGCAGUUCUGAGGACCCUCCUGAUGGACUUGGUCCCUCCCUUGCUGAACAGGCCUUAAGGCUAAAAGCUGUUAAACUGGAAAAAGAAGUCCAAGAUUUAACACUGAGAUACCAGAGAGCUGUCGCUGAUUGUGAAAACAUAAGGAGACGAACCCAGAGAUGUGUAGAAGACGCCAAGAUAUUUGGAAUCCAGAGCUUCUGUAAGGACUUGGUGGAGGUGGCAGACAUUUUGGAGAAGACUGCCGAGUGCUUCUCAGAAGGAGCCGAACCCGAGGACCACAAGCUUACUCUGGAAAAAGUCUUCCAAGGGCUGUCCCUUUUAGAAGCGAAGCUAAAAAGCGUGUUUGCCAAGCAUGGCCUAGAGAAGAUGGCACCCAUUGGUGACAAAUACGACCCUCAUGAGCAUGAACUCAUCUGUCACAUGCCAGCAGGUGUUGGGGUGCAGCCUGGCACCGUGGCAUUAGUUCGUCAGGAUGGCUACAAACUUCAUGGCCGCACCAUUAGACUUGCGCAAGUGGAAGUGGCAGUGGAGUCUCAGAGAAGGCUAUGAACAGGCCACCAGGAACUAAUUACUCUCCCAGAGUGCAGGCGCCUAUGUCUCCUUUAUUUAUUACGCUGGUUUGUAUUAUACAUGAGGUCCUUCAUGUGCUCUGCUUUGGAUUUAGUCAUAUUGGCUUUAUCUCUACAGUGUCUUAUUGGGUUUAAGUGACCUGUUUUGGUCCCAUCAGGAGUCCUGCCACUAGGCAUUUGAACAAUGACGAGUGUCCUAUGGCCUUCAUCAAAAUGUUUACAAAAAUCAUUUAAAUUGGUACUCUGAUGACUGAAUCCAAAAUUUUCUUAACUGUUUUCAUCUAAUUACUAGAAUUAAUAUAGCAUCUUGUAUCUUGUAUUUUGUGGGGAAAGGAGAUGGUAAGGAUUGGUUUGACAUUUAGGUACUUAGGUAACGAUGCUUUACCCUUGUAUAAAUUUAGAUCAUUUGGGUUGACAUAUAUACAGAGAGGGUUUUCAAGGCUCUUUUUUUUUUUUUUAUUUUACUUUUCAUUUAGUCUUUUUAUUGUGCUUGUAUUCCCUCCUAGGGAUCACACUUGCAUCGUUUCAUGGCCGCCCCUUUCUGGUUCUGGUUCAGAAGGGCUAAAGGGUCAGGCCAGUCUUCCUUUUUUGUUGUUGGUAAGGGGUAUAUGUUUAUUAAACUGGUCUCAAGUCUAUGAACAGGCAAGCCCUGGCUUCCUCGACAACACAACCCACUCCCAGGGAGACCAAAGCCUCCAUACAUCUCAAGUUUGAGAGACAGACAUAGAAUGUCAGGCAUGAUGGCUGAAACAGAGUGUUAAG
This is a messenger RNA of Acomys russatus (golden spiny mouse), 1526 nucleotides long. It is a transcript of the gene Grpel2, whose product is annotated as GrpE like 2, mitochondrial. Bases 70 to 744 code for a protein of 224 amino acids. Gene Ontology annotation, biological process: protein folding; protein import into mitochondrial matrix. The record is from RefSeq and is a predicted model, not a curated record. NCBI's taxonomy places the organism in Eukaryota, Metazoa, Chordata, Mammalia, Rodentia, Muridae. Gene Ontology annotation, cellular component: PAM complex, Tim23 associated import motor. Gene Ontology annotation, molecular function: protein homodimerization activity; protein-folding chaperone binding; adenyl-nucleotide exchange factor activity. The transcript has 4 exons.